ACGUCACCUAUAUGAAACCCCCACUUAACCAUCCAAAUCAGAAGCAAACAGACUGCGAUCUGCUAAGCACUAAAGCUAAAUUCGAAAAUGGCUUCAUCGCUAGCUCUCAGAAGAGCCACCGCCUCGGCUCUCUUCAACAGGCUCGUCAACCCUCUCCGCCCUGUUUCGGUCGCUCGCUCCUUCAGCACCAACGCUCAGAUCGCCAAACACGACGGCGAUGACAGAAGCGUCGAUGUCGAACGCCGCCCCGGAAGAUCCAUCUUUCCAGGUAAUGUGCUGGAUCCAUUCUCUCCAACUCGGAGCUUGAGCCAGUUGCUGAACCUAAUGGACCAAUUCAUGGAAAAUCCUUUCCUGGCAGCUUCACAAGGAAUUGGAGCUGGAACGAGGAGAGGAUGGGACGUGAAGGAAGACGACAAGGCGCUGUAUCUGAGAAUGGACAUGCCAGGUCUGGACAAGGAAGACGUGAAGAUUUCAGUGGAAUACAACACACUGAUCAUCAAAGGAGAAGGAAAGAAGGAAUCAGAAGAUGAGGAGGUCGUGCAGAGGUACUCAAGCCGGCUUGACCUCCCUCCGAAUCUCCACAACAUUGAUGAGAUCAAGGCUGAGAUGAAGAACGGUGUCUUGAAGAUUGUUGUUCCCAAAGUCAAGGAAGAAGAGAGGGAGGACGUGAGGCAGGUUAAGAUCGAUUAAGGAGCGUCCACAUAUGCUACUCUGCAAAAACUACUCUCUGUGUUCUAUAGUGCUGGUGAGAGUGUUAUAUUUAGCUUACUUUUGUGUUUUUAGGUUGUAAUCGAAUCAGAAUCGAUGAAUAAAAUGGAAUUCUGAAUGAGAGAGACAGAGUGAGUGUUAAUUCCAAGUUCAUCUACAAUUUGUUUCAUUUUAACUAAUGAAAAUUUUAAAAGAAUGCAGCCUAUGCAAUUCUAAUUAUGUUA
Camellia sinensis is the source of this 932-nucleotide messenger RNA. RefSeq names its product small heat shock protein, chloroplastic. The record is from RefSeq and is a predicted model, not a curated record. NCBI's taxonomy places the organism in Eukaryota, Viridiplantae, Streptophyta, Magnoliopsida, Ericales, Theaceae.